Molecule: messenger RNA, 1491 nt
Organism: Triticum turgidum subsp. durum (durum wheat)
Lineage: Eukaryota; Viridiplantae; Streptophyta; Magnoliopsida; Poales; Poaceae
Source: the annotation of a GenBank genome assembly
AUGGAUCCGUGCGGGGGAGCGAGGGGAGAGACGUGGUGGCUCACCGGGAGCCGUAGGGAAGUGGCAGUGUGCUCUGGGAGGCGCGAAGCAUCCGGAAUCGACGGCGAUAGACGGCGGCGAUCCGAGGAAGGAGAAGAAGAUGGCGGUGGUGUGGAGGUGCGAUCGAUCGACGAUCAGUUUAAUAUGGAUGAGAGGAGGAUGCCGAGGUCAUGGAGACCGGUGCUGGCGUCGGCAACCAAGUGCUGCAGCUCCGAGGACGCCGUGGUGGCCGGGAACGGGCUCACAAGCUGCCGCCCGGCACGCUCCGAGUUCUCACGCCGUCUCGCCUCCUUCCGCCGCCUUUCCUCCAUGACCAACAGCCCCGCCACGCCCAGGGACGGCAAGGACGACGAGGCCGCCGGGGGGAUGGGCAUGGGCCCCAUGCAGCUGCACUCCUUCAGCCUCAACGAGCUCCGCGGCGUCACGCACGACUUCUCCAGCGGCUACCUACUCGGGGAGGGCGGAUUCGGCACCGUCCACAAGGGCUUCGUCGACGCCGGCAUGCGGCCCGGCCUUGAGCCCCAGCCCGUCGCCGUCAAGCAGCUCGACAUUGCCGGCCACCAGGGCCACAGGGAGUGGCUGGCCGAAGUGAUCUUCCUUGGGCAGUUCCGGGACCAGCACCUGGUGAAGCUACUCGGGUACUGCUGCGAGGACGAGGAGCGCCUCCUCGUCUACGAGUUCAUGCCGCGCGGCAGCCUCGAGAACCACCUCUUCAAAAGGAUAUCCGCGACGCUACCGUGGGGCACCAGGCUCAAGGUCGCCAUCGGCGCCGCCAAGGGCCUCGCCUUCCUCCAUGGCGCCAAGCAGCCCGUCAUCUACCGGGAUUUCAAGGCGUCCAACAUCCUCCUCGACUCGGAAUUCACGGCGAAGCUGUCAGACUUCGGACUGGCCAAGAUGGGUCCCGAGGGGGAGGACACGCACGUCACCACCCGCGUCAUGGGCACCCACGGCUACGCGGCACCCGAGUACGUGCAGACAGGCCACCUCACAAUGAAGAGCGACGUGUACAGCUUCGGCGUGGUGCUGCUGGAGCUACUCACGGGCCGCCGGGCCAUGGAGCACAUACGCGGCCGGGGCGCGCACGCUAAACAGACCAUCAAGCUCGUGGAGUGGACCCGGCCCUACCUCGCCAGCAGCCGCCGCCUCCGCUGCAUCAUGGACCCUAAGCUGGCGGGGCACUACUCCGUCAAGGGCGCGCGCGGGCUGGCGCACCUGGCGGUGCAGUGUACCAGCGCGCAGCCCCGGGACAGGCCAAGCAUGGUCGCUGUGGUCGAGGCGCUCGAGCGGCUGCAGGGGCUCAAGGACAUGGCCGUCAGCAUCGGGCUCUGGCCCACCACGCCCGUGGCCGGGAGGAACGCGCUCUCCGCCAAAUUUCGAGCCGAGAUGGAGGGUGCCGGCACCGGCAGCGGUGCUGUCUUGAGGCGCAGAAGCGCGUCCGCUAAGCUGCCGUGA